GUGAUAUUGAAUUGAACUCGCCACCAUGCCGACCGUUCACUUGCUCGACUACGUCGCCGGAAACGUCCGCUCUCUUGUCAAUGCCAUUGAGAAGGUCGGCUACACGGUGGAAUGGGUCAAGUCGCCCGCCCAGGUCCCGUCGGCAGAGAAACUCAUUAUCCCUGGUGUCGGUCACUUUGGUCACUGUCUCUCCCAGCUGCAAAAGGCCGGCUACACGGAGCCCAUCCGCGAACACAUCAAAGCCGGCAAGCCGUUCAUGGGAAUAUGCGUCGGUCUUCAGGCGCUGUUUGAGGGCUCCGAGGAAGACCCUCAGGUAAAGGGUCUCGGCGUGAUACCGUCGCGCCUCCGCAAAUUCCAGGCCACUGACAAGAGCGUGCCACACAUUGGAUGGAACAGCGCCAACACGUCGCGGGCUGGCGAAGUGACCGAGGACUCUCUGUACGGACUCCGACCGACAUCUAAAUACUACUACGUCCACUCGUACGCCGCGCCUUACGAGCCGGGAAAGCUGGAGAAGGACGGAUGGACAGUCGCCACCGCGCGAUAUGGCGACGAGGAGUUUGUGGGUGCUGUAGCAAAAGACAACAUUUUCGCCACACAAUUCCACCCUGAAAAGAGUGGCGCGGCAGGGCUGCGCGUCAUCAAGGCGUUUUUGGAGGGCAAGAAGACGCAAAAGCUGCCCGAGAGGCCGUCCGCAGCCGAAACAAAAGAAGGCCUGACAAGGCGAGUCAUUGCAUGUCUCGAUGUACGAACCAACGACCACGGUGAUCUCGUCGUGACAAAGGGUGAUCAAUACGACGUGCGAGAAAAGGACGGCACGGGCAACGAAGUCCGGAAUCUGGGCAAGCCCGUCGAAAUGGCAAAGAAGUACUACGAGCAAGGCGCCGACGAAGUCACCUUUCUCAACAUCACCUCGUUCCGCAACUGUCCGGUCGCCGAUACGCCCAUGCUCGAGAUUCUGCGGCAAACAAGUGAAAGCGUCUUUGUCCCUCUCACAAUAGGCGGCGGCAUACGCGACACAGUCGAUACGGACGGCACCAAGAUCUCGGCCCUCGACAUCGCCACCAUGUACUUCAAGUCUGGUGCCGACAAGGUCAGCAUAGGCUCGGAUGCCGUGACAGCCGCGGAGGAGUACUACGCGCGUGGCAGCAAGCUCUCGGGCACAACGGCCAUAGAAACCAUUUCCGCGGCAUACGGAAACCAAGCCGUCGUCAUCAGCGUAGACCCAAAGCGCGUGUACGUCGCCUCACCCGACGCCACGCCGCACCACACGAUCCAAACGGCUACGCCGGGCCCCAACGGCGAGCAGUAUUGCUGGUACCAAUGCACCAUUAAGGGCGGGCGCGAGGGCCGCGACGUCGACGUGCGCCAACUCGUGCAAGCCGUCGAGGCCAUGGGCGCCGGCGAAAUCCUACUUAAUUGCAUCGACAAGGACGGCAGCAACACGGGCUUCGACACGGAGCUCAUCGCCGACGUCAAGAACGCCAUCAAGAUUCCUGUUAUCGCCAGCAGUGGAGCAGGGCACCCGUGCCACUUUGAAGACGUCUUUGCAAAGACGACGACGGAUGCUGCUCUGGGUGCUGGAAUGUUCCACAGAGGCGAGUACACGGUCAAACAGGUCAAGGACCACUUGCAGGCAAAAGGCCAGCUUGUGCGUCCUUUUGAAGGUGAUAUUAACUGGUCGGUUAGUCUGUUGUAGUAACGUAAAUCAAGUAAAUACACCUUUUUUUCAUCAAAUACAUCGUAUACCUUUC
Exserohilum turcica Et28A is the source of this 1754-nucleotide messenger RNA. RefSeq lists its product as uncharacterized. Gene Ontology annotation, molecular function: oxo-acid-lyase activity; imidazoleglycerol-phosphate synthase activity. Lineage: Eukaryota; Fungi; Ascomycota; Dothideomycetes; Pleosporales; Pleosporaceae. Gene Ontology annotation, biological process: L-histidine biosynthetic process. The record is from RefSeq and is a predicted model, not a curated record. The transcript is spliced from 3 exons. Bases 26 to 1699 code for a protein of 557 amino acids.